Molecule: messenger RNA, 1360 nt
Organism: Amphiprion ocellaris (clown anemonefish)
Lineage: Eukaryota; Metazoa; Chordata; Actinopteri; Pomacentridae
Exons: 6
Coding region: 97-1122 (341 amino acids)
Biological process (GO): response to bacterium
Source: RefSeq, a predicted model, not a curated record
AGGACAUGUGGGUGUUGGUGAAUCUGUCGAGUCUGCUGUGGCUUCAGUAGGUCAGAACCUCUGUGGAGAAGAAGCAGGAUAAGAAAAUCGGACAAGAUGAUUUUGUACCUUGCAAAUGCUUUCCUGCUCUGGUCUUUGUGUGUGGCACAGUUAAAUGAAGUCUCUCAGCCUGUUUCUUUACAAACACUGAACCUUGGAGACUCAGCGACUAUUGAGUGUUACAUAAAAAGUCUUAUGACAACAAAGGUGUGGUACAAAGUGACUACAGGGAGGAAACUCCAGCUUGUAGCAUCGUUUGAUUCUUUCUUCAAUCGGAUUGUGUAUGCUGAUGAAUUUAAACAUGGUUACUCAGUACAAUCUGACAGGCUCGACCAUCAUCUGUUCAUCGCUGCAACAUCAUGGGACGAUGUUGGGACAUACUUCUGUGGAGUUAUGAAGUUAAAUGAUAUUCACUUUGGAUCCGGAACCUUUUUGAUGUUGAAAGGUGCAAAGAUGAUCAGUGACUCUGUCGUCCAGCAGCCAGAGUCUCAAUCAGUCCAGUCAGGAGACUCUGUGACUCUCAGCUGUUCUGUUCACUCUGGUCAAUGUCCUGCAGAACACAUUAGUGUCAUGUGGCUGAAAAACUCUGAUCAUUCAGCUCCUGAAAUGAUUUACUCUCCUGGUAAUGAGAACAACACCUGCCAGAUGGUCUCAGGAGAAACUACCUGUAUAUACAACCUUCCCAUGAGGAGCUUCAGCCCUGAAGAUGCUGGAAUCUACCACUGUGUUCUGACUUCAUGUGGACAAAUACUGUUUGGAAAUGGAACCACGAUUACUAACCCUGACACUGCAAGCAAACCACUUGAAGUGAGCCCAGCUGUUACUGCACUGAUGCUGUCCAACAUCAUUCUUGGGAUUGUGGUCGUUAUUCUUGUAUGGACACUUUGUAAGACUCGAAGGAAUAAUUCUGCAGACAGUGGAUCUUCUGGAGGCGAUCAGACAAACGAUGCCAUUAUCUAUGCAUCUGUGUCUUCGGCUCACAGAAACCUCAUCCGCAGACAAGGAACAGAGAAACACACUGGAGACUCUGUAGUUUAUUCUAACAUCAGAUUCAGUGAAAGCAACAGGGAAGUUUCAUCUUGAGAAAGUGGACAAAGUGGGGAGAAUCUGGACUGAUGGAGCAGGAGGGUCUUGCAACUAUUAGUGUUUAACUCCUUUUUAGUGGCACAUAAGUCAGACAUGGGAGCUCAGUGCUCACAUUUACAAAGCAGCUUGCCUGUAAUAACCUUGAGUUACUUUUGAAUGAUUACUAAUCCUUAUACUGUACAAACCAAAGAUGACGUUUUCCAACUAUUCUGAAUAAAUGUUAUUCUUGAUUUUA